AUGAGCGUCGCCCUGACCCGCUCGUGCGAGCACGGAUGCGAAGACGCGGUCCUGGUGCUCCUUCAGCACGGAGCCGAGCACUCCCGCGCCAACGGCCGGGGCGAUACCCCCUUGCACGUCGCCGCGGAGGCUGGGCACCUCCGAUGCGUCGAGGCUCUGUUAGCCGCGGGAGCAGACCUGACGGCGCGGAACGGCGACGGAAAGACGCCAAUAGCGAUGUCGCGG
Messenger RNA from Micromonas commoda, 225 nucleotides. RefSeq lists its product with no specific name. The annotation marks the transcript as partial. The record is from RefSeq and is a predicted model, not a curated record. NCBI's taxonomy places the organism in Eukaryota, Viridiplantae, Chlorophyta, Mamiellophyceae, Mamiellales, Mamiellaceae. The transcript has a single exon. Gene Ontology annotation, molecular function: protein binding.